Alnus glutinosa is the source of this 2238-nucleotide messenger RNA. Its product is annotated as indole-3-pyruvate monooxygenase YUCCA2-like. The transcript has 4 exons. Gene Ontology annotation, molecular function: flavin adenine dinucleotide binding; N,N-dimethylaniline monooxygenase activity; NADP binding. Lineage: Eukaryota; Viridiplantae; Streptophyta; Magnoliopsida; Fagales; Betulaceae. The coding region runs from base 442 to 1716 and encodes 424 amino acids. Gene Ontology annotation, biological process: auxin biosynthetic process. The record is from RefSeq and is a predicted model, not a curated record.
UUCUCACACUUUUUCUUUCUGUGUAAGCAAAAGAGCUUGUUCUGGUUUCGCAGCUCUCGCUAGUCGCUCCCCCGUUUACUCCUCCAGUGAACAAAACCCACAUUUCACAAAAGUGGAUAAGACCCUCUCGAUUCCAUAUUUCAAGAAAUCAUGGACUUGCCAAUAACACCCCGCAAGAGAUCUGCCUCAAAUCUCCGACUAGCUAGCUAAUCCCUAGUCGAAUUCCUGAGCUCUUUUUCAUGUCAAAAAAAGUGUUUCUCUUUCAAAAUCAUAUCUCGUCUUCAGUUUUCUUCUUUUGCAUGAACUCUCCAAGCUCAGAAGAACCGCAAGUUUGAUCAUUCUUUUCCCAACUCUUUUCCUUUGUCUUAUAUAUAUAUAUAUAUAUAUAUAUAUAUAUAUAUAUAUAUAUACAUACAUAUAUAGCUGACUAGCUUGCUGUUUAUGGACUACUUGAAAGAAUUGGAAGGCAAACGAGCCCAUGAUCCUCACAACCAGAAGAUGGCUAAGCCAAGGUGCAUAUGGGUUCCAGGACCUGUCAUAGUCGGCGCUGGCCCUUCAGGUUUAGCCACAGCCGCUUGUCUUAAACAAAGAGGUGUUCCAAGCUUAAUCCUCGAAAGAGCCGAUUGCAUAGCCUCCUUAUGGCAGCAAAAAACCUACGACCGCCUCCGUCUCCACCUUCCGAAGCAGUUCUGUGAGCUUCCUCUCAUGCCAUUCCCCAAUAAUUUCCCCACCUAUCCAACAAAACAACAAUUCCUCGCCUAUUUAAAGGCCUACGCUGACAGUUUCGACAUAAAGCCUGUAUUCAACAAAACAGUGGUGAGCGCGGAGCUUGACCAUUGCUGCCCGUUUUGGAGGGUCAAGACGAGGGGCUUGAAAAACGAAGAAGCAGAGUACGCGUCGCAGUGGCUGAUAGUUGCAACCGGUGAGAAUGCCGAGAAUGUCGUGCCGCAAAUUGAGGGAAUGAAUGAAUUCGGGGGGCCUAUUGUUCACACAAGCGCGUACAAGAGCGGAGAUAUGUUCAGUGAAAAGAGCGUUUUGGUGGUCGGAUGUGGGAAUUCAGGCAUGGAGGUCUGUUUGGAUCUCUGCAACUAUAAUGCUCGCCCCUCCCUCGUCGUUAGAGAUUCGAUUCAUGUCUUGCCCCAAGAGAUGCUGGGAAGAUCAACUUUUGGGCUCUCCAUGUGCUUGCUCAAGUGGCUCCCCAUGCGCCUUGUGGAUCAAUUCUUGCUUCUAAUGUCACGCUUCAUGCUUGGCGACACUGCUCGAUUUGGACUGCACCGCCCAAAGCUUGGUCCUCUCGAGCUCAAGAGCAAGUCCGGCAAGACACCUGUUUUGGACGUUGGAACACUCGCUAAGAUCAAAGCUGGAAACAUUAAGGUAUACAAGGCAGUAAAGCGACUAAAACACCAUGCUGUGGAGUUUGCUGAUGGGACGGUAGAAAAUUUCGAUGCCAUCAUUUUAGCCACGGGUUACAAAAGUAACGUACCAUCUUGGUUAAAGGAGAGUGAAAUGUUUUCCGAGAAAGAUGGGUUACCUCGGGAACGGUUCCCAAAUGGAUGGAAAGGCGAAUGCGGGCUGUACGCCGUGGGCUUUACCAAGCGUGGCCUGCUCGGCACGUCUAUCGAUGCGAGGAGAAUUGCAGAAGAUAUAGAGCAUCGCUGGAAAGAUGAGGCCACCCAUUUCAGGGCAUUUGCUCGUGCGCCACCACCACAAUUAUGAAGAACUGAGAAAGGAGAGAGAUAUAAUCAAGGUAUGGACUUCCAUGGGGCCUUGACCACACAGGUUACGCCAAGAAGGUUCCCCCAUUUGUUUAGACUGAAAAAAAAAAAAAAAAAAAACUGUCAAAAACAAAAAGUAGGACAUGGGAAUUGUAGGAUGAGAAGUUGGCCGGGGGAAGAGGGGGUAAAGGAAAUUUUAUUAUAAUUUCGUUAAAAUAUGAUUUUUGGAUGGAAAUAAUUGAUUAAAACCAUUGGAUAUCAUGAAGAGGUGUGAUUAGGAAAAUUAAAAAUUUAGGGUGUUCAUAGAACUAGAACUGUAUUGAACUUUAGAGGGUGUAGUGUAUUUUACUAUAUAUAUUUCAGUAAAUGUUAAUUAGUGGUAGUGGCAGUGGUGGUGAUCAUGGAAUAUAAACCAUUUUGUUUUAAUUGAAUUUGUAAUAUGUGUAUAGUACAAAUAUGAUGUUUCCAUCAAUUCGAACUUGUAUUAUUGGUUCUCCAAUGUAACAUUCAUUUGUAACUCUCA